Tinamus guttatus (white-throated tinamou) is the source of this 1235-nucleotide messenger RNA. The record is from RefSeq and is a predicted model, not a curated record. Lineage: Eukaryota; Metazoa; Chordata; Aves; Tinamiformes; Tinamidae.
GAUAUAAACUGUUAAAUAAUUCAACAUGUACUUUUUCAACAGACAGAUUAUUGACUGGAAAAUGGCCCAGAGAAGCCCUAUCUUCCCAACUCUUGCUCAUUCUGAAAGACGGGUUCGAAACCUGCCCCUGCACAGCCAGGCGCUGACAGCGGUGCCGCUGGCGUCCGCCAGCCUCGUGGACCAGCUCGAGGACCGCAUCCUGAGCCAUGAGAAGACGACGGCGGCGCUCGUGGAGCACGCCUUCCGCAUCAAGGAGGACAUCGUCUCCACGCUGCACAGGAUGCAGAACAAGGGCGGCGGCGACCGCCUGGCGCGGCAGCUCUUGGAGGAGCACAUCCGAAACAUCACCGCCAUAGUGCGGCAGCUCAACCGCGACAUCGAGAUGCUGCAGGAGCAGAUACGCGUCAGAGAUAAUCUCAGCUACGGAACAAAUUCUACCCUAAAGAGUCUGGAAAUGCGGCAGCUUUCUGGUUUAGGAGAUCUUCGGGGAAGAGUUGCAAGGUGUGAUGCUGGGUUAGCCAGACUGUCUGCAGAGCAUAAAAUUACGUAUGAAAGACUUCAGAGCCUAAGUAAAGAUCAACACACCUCUAAACUGAUCCUUGAAUCCAAAGUGAAAGAGGCAGAGAUCCAGAUCUCACACCUGCUGAGCCGCGUGGAGCAGGCGGCCCUGCAGCAGGAGGCGCGACUGAAGCUCGCCUACAAGGAGAGCGGCCAGCAGCUCCACCAGCUGGACACCAAAUUAAAAACUGCUAUUGAGGAACUCAGCAGCCAGAUUUUGUCUGCACGUAGCUGGCUUGAACAGGAACAUGAGAGGAUCGAGAAAGAGCUUGUACAAAAACUUGACCAGUUCUCACUGACUGUUAAGGAAAACACUGAAAUGAGUGAAAGGGCUAUAGAAAUGAAAUUCAACCAAAUGUCAGAAAAAAUUGAUAAAAUAGAAGAACUACAAAAGAUAACCACGGAAGCACAUGAAGCGAAACAAACCGAAGAAAAGAUAAAUGUCCGUAUCAGCAAACUUCAAAGUGAGAUUAAUGAAGAUAUAAAAGAAAUGAAAGCUGAAGUUAAUGCUGGAUUUGCAGCUAUCUAUGAGAGCAUUGGGUCUUUACGGCAAGUUCUAGAAGCAAAAAUGAAACUCGACAAAGAUGAACUCCAGAAGCAGAUCCAGCAGGUGAAACAGGAGCUUCCAGCAUGGGCAGAGGCUGGGCCGUGACGGCAGGACUGUGUCCGAGAGCAAC